AUGCUCGCCGUUGGAUCGAGCGCGGGCGCGACGCGCGCGAGCGCCCGAGCGCCGACGUCCUCCGCUCGGUCGAACACUCGCCGCCAAGCGGUCGUUUGCGCCGCGCGUCGCUCGACGAAGACGUCGGCGGUGACGUUUGGGACGACUCGGGAUGAAGGUGCAAUCGGACGACGACGAUGCGUGCAGCGAACGACUGCAGCGGUUUGGAAGCCGGCGGCGCGCGCGCGCGUGGUGGCAGCGGCCGGGAAGCUGUCGGAGAUGGACGUGAAGACGAAGACGGCCGUGUACUUCUUCCUGUGGUACUUUUUUAAUAUCGUCUUUAACGUGUACAACAAAUCCACGCUGAACGUGUUUCCGUAUCCGUGGUUGAUCUCCACCCUGCAGCUCGCCGCGACAAGCCUAUGGAUGCUGACGGUGUGGGCUACGAAGAUUCAACCGAAGCCGGAGGUAACCAAGGCAUUCCUGUUGGCUGUCGCCCCGGUCGCCUUCUUUCACACCGUCGGUCACGUCUCUGCGUGCGUGAGUUUCAGCAAGAUGGCAGUGUCUUUCACGCACGUCAUCAAGGCUGCAGAACCGGUUUUCUCCGUGAUUCUCUCUGGGCCGUUGCUUGGUCAAACGUUCGCUCCAGCGGUGUGGGCUUCUCUUAUCCCCAUCGUCGCUGGUUGCUCUAUGGCGGCGAUGAAAGAAGUUAGUUUCAACAUCACAGGCUUCCAAGGUGCUAUGAUCAGCAAUGUUGCCAUGGUUUUGCGCAACAUCACGUCAAAGAAGUCUUUGAAUGACUUCAAGGCGAUUGACGGCAUCAACUUGUACGGUAUUUUGGGCAUUAUCGGCCUCUUCUACCUCGCUCCCGCGGCUUAUAUGAUUGAGGGCGCUCAGUGGUCUGCUGGUUACGCCGCUGCCAUCGCCAAGGUUGGCGAGCAAAAGCUUUGGCAGAUGCUCUUCUUGUCGGGUAUCUUCUACCACUUGUACAACCAGGUCAGCUACCAAGCGCUCACGAACAUCACCCCGGUCACGUUCAGUGUCGGCAACGCUCUGAAGCGCGUAGCCGUCAUCGUCGCUUCCGUUAUUUACUUCAGAAAUCCGGUGUCGCCUUUGAAUGCGGCGGGCUCUGCACUGGCUCUUGUCGGCGCAUACCUGUACACCAAGGCGUCCGAGAAGAAGUAA
Molecule: messenger RNA, 1164 nt
Organism: Ostreococcus tauri
Lineage: Eukaryota; Viridiplantae; Chlorophyta; Mamiellophyceae; Mamiellales; Bathycoccaceae
Product: Triose-phosphate transporter domain
Exons: 2
Coding region: 1-1164 (387 amino acids)
Cellular component (GO): Golgi apparatus
Molecular function (GO): antiporter activity
Source: RefSeq, a predicted model, not a curated record